Messenger RNA from Symbiodinium pilosum, 2001 nucleotides. The record is from the annotation of a GenBank genome assembly. Lineage: Eukaryota; Dinophyceae; Suessiales; Symbiodiniaceae.
AUGAGUUUUGCACAUGUCACGUUGCCACGCACGAACGCUCCCGCAGCCACGUGCAGCAUCGGCGCGCCGCCCCGCUUCCUUCGCGCUGCGUCUCCUCACGCGCGUGACGCGACCAGUGACAUUGCUGCAGCAGCCACGACGCCUACCGCCCUGUGCCGCGGCGCGCAACGCUCUUGGCGGCCAAUGGCGCCGGGGCGCCGCGAGCGUGUGGGCGAGGCCGCCAACCCGGGGCCACCUGCAGCGGACUCACGUGGGGCCCCGUCAGCGUUGGAAGUCCAGCGCCAAUGCGCUGCCGAAGCGCUUGCCAGAGCUGGCUUGCCUCCGUUCCCUCCAUUGCCGCCAGAGGCCGUGUCACCAUGUGGCACGAUCAGCGAUACCGCAUCGCAAGCCACAGACCUGGCUUACCUUACUCCCCGCGCAGCAGGCGGCGACCUCACACCUCUGGCAGAAUGUGGCGCCCACAUUGCCCGAUGCCCGAACACCAGACGAGGCGUCAAGCACCCCCGUGCGCGCUCCAGGUGGCAACGGGGGCCUCCGGCUGAGGGGCCGCUGCCGCCCACCAACUCUUGGAUCUACAUGCCCCUCCUCCUGGAUGGGGCUGGGCUCUUGUGCCCAGCGGCCGCAGCUGGUUGGCGUGCCUGCGCGCCUUAUGCGGUGCCCUGGCCCGCAUUGGUCACCGCCUUACCCACCUCAGCGCUCAGGCUGCCGGAGGACCCCAUUGCUAGCGUGCGGAGCGCGGGCGACGCCGAAGCAGAACCAGGCGCCGAUGGUUACCUCACUGCGGCUACGCAGUCCGCCUUCCUACAAGCUUAUGGCGGAGUCGGUGUCGCAGCCGAAGCAGCGAACGCGCGCGCACCACGCGCGCCCACAGCACCAGACGGUGCUUCGGGAAGCGUUGCUGCGGGAGAGGCACCCGAGCCUGGGGUGGACCGAAGCAGGGUGACCCGACAUGUGACUGGCAACCUUCCAUGGGCCGACGUGGCGGAGUUGCGGCGGCCUGUCCCCACCUUGCAGGACGUGCCGCCUUUCCUGCGAGCUGGCGUCCGCCGGGCUCUCGUGUUUGCGUUGCGGGCGAUUCGCGACGCUGAUGCCGCGGAGAACGCCCAUGUCACUCCCGCCCGAGCUUGGCUCUUGCUUGAGCGCGUCGACCGGUACGAGCGAGGCGAGUGGCUCGCGUUGCUGGCCGCCGCGCAAGGGGCGCGGUCCACAGCAAGCCGAGCGGAGGAAGACGCCGAUGCAGCACUCCGCCAGCGGCGCGAGGCCGCGUGCCGGCUCGUCCGCAAGGGUGAAGUCAGCCGCGCCCGCCACCUGCUCACGAGUGGCACCUUGGCGCCGGGCGAUGAAGCUACAUGGCCCUGCAAAACGCCCCGCCCAAGCGCGCACGCCAGAGCCGGCCCUAGCACUGCUCGCGCCAUUGCGCAGACGUUGCGCGAGGCCAGGCGCGGCGCCGCGUCGGGCUUGUCAGGCGCGCGGGCGGAACACUUUAAACUCCUCCAAAGCGAUGCUGAUGGCCUGGAGCUGCUCAUGCACGCAGCAUCCGUGCUGGCCCAAGCUGGCGGUCCCCUGGUUGUAGCGGCUGCCCUUGCCCUAGCUAGGAUGACGGCGUUGCAGAAACCGGAUGGCGGCGUGAGGGGUAUCGCCACGGGAGAUGUCAGCCCAUGGCCGAUCGACAAGCAGCUCGCCCCAGCAAACGCCAGCCCUGUCGUUGGCGUUUGGGCGUAUGCCCGCAUGGUUGCGAGCGACGCAAAGGCCGUCCUGCGCCGGGGCCAGCGUUCGGCCUGCAGCUGCCCGGGUUAUGGGGCUUGCAUUCGAGCGCGAGCCGCCGGCCCCGACCUUGAGGCCAAACGCGGCGGCAGUGUCAACUGCCUGCAGCUCGAGGUAAGCGCGGUGUUUGUGCGCGGCCGCCGAAACCAAUGCCAGCCGGGCCUCAUAUCCGGGUAUGCCAAAGCGCAUGACGCGGCCAUGGACACCUUCCCGCGCCUGCACCGGUGGUCUCCAUGA